Messenger RNA from Phymastichus coffea, 4485 nucleotides. Its product is annotated as cytoplasmic dynein 2 intermediate chain 1. The record is from RefSeq and is a predicted model, not a curated record. The transcript is spliced from 13 exons. NCBI's taxonomy places the organism in Eukaryota, Metazoa, Arthropoda, Insecta, Hymenoptera, Eulophidae. The coding region runs from base 342 to 3446 and encodes 1034 amino acids. Gene Ontology annotation, cellular component: cytoplasmic dynein complex. Gene Ontology annotation, biological process: intraciliary transport. Gene Ontology annotation, molecular function: dynein heavy chain binding; dynein light chain binding.
CCGUCGCUACCCCUGGUAACAAUUGAGUAUACAAUGCUAUAUUCGCGAGGGUGGUGAUGGUAGUGGUAAAAGUUGCGCGAGAUCGCGCCACCAACGGUCGCCAAUGAAAAUACCGCUUUCAAGAAAUUUUGACAGCGACAUAAAAAAUAAACCGUUAACUAUUGAAUAAUAAAACUAUCGAGUUUUGCUUAAAGAAAAGUGAUUUUGAUCGCGCUGGUUUCUAUGUGUACAUUUUAUCCGUUGCUACCACCUGCCACAUCGCCACGGACACCUGCGUAUCCCUGUCAAGCGAAGGGACAUGGCGCCCUCGCGACUGCCCAAACAAAUAAAUUAAUGCAAGGAUGUCAAGUGUAAAGGGUGCGAUCAAGAAGACGGCCACCGAUGCGAAAAGGGAUGGAACUCCGUUAAAGGUAAAACCUCGGGUGGCGAGUAAAGAUAAUACCGAUGAAAAAGUGGAGAAGAAAAAGAGAGAGCAGCUGCAAACCGCUGCGUCCGGCGAUAAGAACAUCAACAGAACAGCCACCAGCAGUUCGUUGAGCAACAAAAGUAUUCUACCGGAUAAGAAUCCAAUGAAACUAAGGCAACUGAAGCAAAAUGGUUUGCUGUUAUCGUCGAAAUCAAGCUUGGAUGAACCUUCAACGAAGACUGUUACUGGGCUUAAGAAACCAAAGAAACCUGCUGCAAGUGAUGCCACAAAGACGAGUUCAGUUGAAAAAACGAAGAUCACCGUGCGGAAAAGUACGAAGGACAAAGUUCAAGCGCAAUACAGCGAGAAAAGAGGCGAGAGUACGCUUUACGUACCCAAGAGUACUGCGAGUAAAUUGAAUUCGAAACCGUCGACGGAUAAAGAUUCCACGAGGAAGAGUACUGAGAAAAUUAAGAAUUCAAAAACUGUCGAAAUUGCAGUAAAGUCUAAAAGUUCUGAUAAACCACUGCCAAGAAAAGCUUCGAGAGAACGAAGAAAAUCAAGGACACUGAGUCCCAGUGAAGUCAAAGUUUUACAUUCGACGAAACAAAGAGGUACAGUGAAAUCACGAAAACGUGGCGAGGAAAUUGUUGCGAAUGAAGUUGUUGCAAAGCUUGAGGAUGAAAUGUCUGUAGAAGUUGAGGAGGAAUUUCCUGCGGAAGUCGAAGAUGAAUCUACUGCUGAUAGUGAGGAUGAAGCUUCUGCUGCUGCUGCGAUUGGAGUUGAAGAUCAAUCGAAGCUUGACGACGAUGGCGAAAUGUACAUUUACGAAGAAGACUUCGAGGAAUACGAGUCGGAUUUUGAAUCUUAUAGCGGAACGCCAAUCGGCGAAGUAUCAGACAACAACAGUAUUCUUAGUAUCGAUCUAGAAUCCAUUAUACUACACAGUAGUGAUCAGAAGCCAAAAACGGUGAACGGUGCCGAAGUACGAAGAACCGAAGAAGAAAAUAUGUUGGAUUCGGGUCACUACGAAUUAACUGAAGCGAGAAAACGAGCAGCUUUGGUUGAAUCAUUGAUGUCUGUACAAUUGCAAUCACCGUCAAUACAAUCGAAACCCAGACAGGCGAAAAAUCAACCUUACCGGCAAGAGAAGCAUUUAGAAACUAAAUCUCUACCAUCGUCAACGGAUGAAGGUUUUGAAGAUGCUGGAUCAGGUGAUUUUGUCAAAUCCCCACCGCUGUCUCAAAUUUCUUUGUCGAAUCAGGAGAAACCAAAGCAGAAGGAAGUCAAGAAGGAAACACCAAAGAAAGCUCUUACAAGAGGCCAAAUUCUAAUGAGUAUGAUCAAAUUGGACAGUGUUGGAUGGUCGCUGUACGAAUCUCAGCCGAUAUCUUAUGACGAAUAUAUAAGAAGCUAUGGAAAAUUGAAUGCUCAACAGGCAUCGACACAAACGAACGAAGAUAAUGUCGACGUGGAAAUUCAAACGGACACAAGCGAACUAGAGAACAAGUGGACGCAAUUUCCCGUCAAGUGUAGGCGUAAUUUGAAGUCAAACGAGGACGUGAAGCUCUUUAAAAUUGAACACACAGGUGUUGGUGGCGACAACACCGAGAAUAUUCAAACAACCAAUCCAAUCUACGACGUGCUGAGACUCAAUGAAUUUUUUAACAGAGCUGGCAAGGUUAUGCUAGCACUGUUGGAAGAGAAAGAGUACGGUGGAAAUAUUUUGCAAAAUGAGACACGUGAUUUUCCAUUUAGCGAGGGUUUUAUUAAACUUUCCGUCAAUUCUCUAUCAUUUUUGGCUGACAGACAAGUCGUUAUGUUACACUACUCCGAGGUAAACAAUAAGAUUCUUGUUAGCGUUCACGCCGCUUCUAUGAAAGAGGAUACGGAAACUUUGAAUAAGCAAGAUUACAUAAUGGAAUGUUGUAUUGGUUGUGUGUGGAAUGUCAAUGAACCGUCAAGGCCAACAAAACUAUUCUACUCGCAGAAUUCCAUAACAGCUUUUUGCUUCCACUGUACAAAUAAUAAUAUUAUAUUUGCUGGCCUUCAAGAUGGCUCGAUCUGCGUAUGGGAUUUGCGAGAAGACGAAACGCAUCAUCAAAAGAUAAUCGAUAAAGUCAACGAAGUGGAAUGUGUAGUACGAAGUCCAACAUACACAACUGCGGGAAAUUGGGAAAUCGAAUGUCACUUAUGCCCAGUGAUAGCAAUUCGAAUCUUGUCGAAAGUCGAUCAGGAGGAUACCGAAAGUCUAAAUGACAAAUUCGUAUCGAUUCAGAUCUGCAGUUUGGACGAUGAAGGACAUUUAAUUAUUUGGAGUGUGCUGCGUAAUUUGAGUGUAAAUUUGGAUGAUCUUGGCUUGACACCGUGGGGUAAAGUGAAACUUGUCAAAAGUCAAGAAGUACCUUUGUUCUUCAAAGUGAAUGAGGCGAAGAGAGAAUUUGUCGAUAUGCAAGUCGACAGUGCUGACAGCAAUAAUUUGUAUUUAGCUACAAAUAACACCGAGAUUUUACAUGCGAAUAGUAUCGGGGGGAAAAGUAAUAAGUCUUGUUAUAGAAUCAAUCAAAUGGAUUCUUGCGGCAGUACCACGUGCAUCGAAGUAUGUCCAUUCAAAGAAUCAUAUUUUCUCGCCGGUUGUAAGGAUGGAAGCGUCAGAUUGCAUACGUCUAAUAUAGAAACAGCACUGCUUACAUUAAAGAACGGAAGAGAUUCUGUCGGAGUGAGAAAUAUUCAGUGGUCGAAGUCGAAGCCAAUGCUAAUUUAUGUCCUCGACGAGUAUUCUCGUAUCGUUGUGUGGAAUUUAAGCAGCGACGAUGUCGAUCCAACUCACGCGGUUUCAACGAAAAGUUGGGACAACGUCAGGUGUAUCAAACUGUCGCCUUGCAACACGAAUCGCGAUAUGCAGAAUCAGUACUUGGCACUUGGAACCGAUCGUGGAAACGUGGAGGUGCACAAAUUGAAGAAAAACUUUCAUUACUCGCAACAGGAUGACUUCUUGCAGGAUAUAAACAAGUUCUUGGAAUACGUAUCAGUUUUAUAAUUAUACUUUAUCUUUCAGUUAAUUAACGAUCUCUCGUUUGAAUUUCAAAGAUCUCAAGACUGUGAACUGUAUUUUCUUUUUAACGAUCGAAAUAUUUAAACCACACGCAAGUUAAUAACUUCUUUAGAUUGUAAGUUUUCAGACCAUCGAAAGUGAAAAAAGUGCAGUACCAUCGAUAACUCAAUCGUAGACUAUUUGGUUUUGUAGCAGGGCUAAAAGUCACACUGAAAUGCCUUAUUUUACUGAAUAACUAGAUUGUAGUACAACCUGUCCAUCGCGACUACAAAUUGUUCAUAAUGUAUGUAUUUUAAAUAUGUGUUUUAUUAUAAUUACUACGCACCUAUACUAAUCAAUAAAAGUAGCGCAGAUAGUCAAAUAAUAACUAAGCUGGGCUUAUGAUUUGUGUAACGCUUAAAAUAUUGAACUAAUGCUAUUAAUUAUCAACAAAUAUUGGAAAUUCAAUUAACAGCAGAUUUUCAGCAAAAGCCACAUAUGUGCAACGUUGAAUGUUGUUGAGCUUUCAAAUAUCGCCGUAGAUAAACGGCUUCCUAAUCGUCCGGCCAAAAUCUACCUUAUCUACUGUUGCGAGAUGCCUUUUAUAUUUAACAUAUACAGAUUGAGACUAAAUAGACUAUAUAGCGGAAAAUUUAAAUUAUGACACGGUUGGUUAAUUUAUUAAACACAUUUUACAAAAGUUUUGUUAAUGGCAAAAACGUAUGGUUAAAAUUUGAAUGUAUUUAUAUUUUAUUUCAAAGUUAGGGAAGUAAACCCAAUUCUACAAUAAAUUUAAUACACUCACAUUUCUUAACAACAACGUUUCGCCGGUUUGGUUUCCGGCCUCUUCAGGUUUUUAUUCAGUCUAGAUAAUAUAAAUAUAAAAUUUUAAUUAUCAAACAUCAAUCAUAAAUACAAAUGUUGAAGUAACUACGCACCUUGAUAUUAGUCACAUUAUAAUACGACACGUCAUAUUUUUUACAAUAAAAGAGUUAGUAAAGUUAUUGGUCGAAGUCUGAAAUGUAUAAUUCAAUCGUAACUAUAA